AUGACCUUUCAAGAUCCCUUCCAGCUCUAUGAGAGAGGCAGGCACCUUUCCCGAGCACUAAAACUAUCCGGUCGUGGCGAGGGCAGAAAGGGGCUGGGUAAGGGAGGUGUUAAGAGGCACCGCAAGGUCUUACGUGACAACAUCCAGGGCAUUACGAAGCCUGCGAUCCGCCGCUUGGCUCGCCGCGGCGGCAUGAAGCACAUCUCGGGGCUGAUCUAUGAAGAGACCCGUGGGGUGCUGAAGGUUUUCCUGGAGAACGUGAUCCGCGAUGCGGUGACCUACGCCAAGCGGAAGACGGUGAUGGCGAUGGAUGUGGUGUACGCCCUGAAACGCCAGGGGCGCACCCUGUACGGCUUCGGGGACUGA
Molecule: messenger RNA, 366 nt
Organism: Emys orbicularis (European pond turtle)
Lineage: Eukaryota; Metazoa; Chordata; Testudines; Emydidae
Product: histone H4-like
Exons: 2
Coding region: 1-366 (121 amino acids)
Biological process (GO): nucleosome assembly
Molecular function (GO): protein heterodimerization activity; structural constituent of chromatin; DNA binding
Source: RefSeq, a predicted model, not a curated record